CGGCUGUUCCUGGAGCGCGGGACGCGGCCCCGAGCGGGGAAGAUGGCGAAGGGCGGCGCGCGGCACUGCGCGAGGAGCGCACUGCUCACCGGCGGCCCCCGGGGCCCCGCGCCGCUGCUGCUGGCCGGGCUAGCGCUGCUGGGCGCGGCGCGGGCGCAGGCGGCGGCGGACGGGGGCUUCAGCCUGCACCCGCCCUACUUCAACCUGGCGGAGGGCGCCCGCAUCUCCGCGUCCGCGACCUGCGGCGAGGAGGCUCCGGCGCGUGGCCCCCCGCGCCCUACCGAGGACCUCUACUGCAAACUGGUGGGGGGCCCCGUGGCAGGCGGGGACCCCAACCAGACCAUCCAGGGCCAGUACUGUGACAUCUGCACAGCUGCCAGUAGCAACAAAGCACAUCCCGUGAGCAAUGCGGUUGAUGGCACAGAGCGCUGGUGGCAGAGCCCGCCACUGUCCCGCGGUCUGGAGUACAAUGAAGUCAACGUCACUCUGGACCUGGGCCAGGUUUUCCAUGUGGCCUACGUGCUCAUCAAAUUUGCCAACUCCCCUCGGCCAGACCUCUGGGUGCUGGAGCGAUCCACAGACUUUGGCCACACCUACCAGCCAUGGCAGUACUUUGCAUCGUCCAAGAGGGAUUGCCUGGAGCGAUUCGGGCCUCGGACGCUGGAGCGUGUGUUGCGGGAUGAUGACGCCAUCUGCACCACCGAGUACUCACGCAUCGUGCCCCUGGAGAACGGCGAGAUCGUGGUGUCCCUGGUGAACGGGCGCCCGGGGGCCUUGAACUUCUCCUACUCCCCACUGCUGCGCGACUUCACUAAAGCCACCAACAUCCGCCUGCGUUUCCUGCGCACCAACACGCUGCUGGGUCACCUCAUGGGCAAGGCGCUGCGGGACCCCACGGUCACACGCCGGUACUAUUACAGCAUCAAGGACAUCAGCAUUGGCGGCCGCUGCGUCUGCCACGGCCACGCGGAUGUCUGUGACGCCAAAGACCCCACAGACCCUUUCAGGCUGCAGUGUGCCUGCCAGCACAACACCUGUGGCACCUCCUGUGACCGCUGCUGCCCUGGUUUCAACCAGCAGCCGUGGAAGCCAGCAACUGCCGACAGUGCCAACGAGUGCCAAUCCUGCAACUGCCACGGCCAUGCCAAUGACUGUUACUACGACUCUGAGGUAGACCGGCGCCACGCCAGCCAGAGUCAGGAUGGCACCUAUCAGGGCGGAGGUGUCUGCAUUGACUGCCAGCAUCACACAACCGGCAUCAACUGUGAACUCUGCCUGCCCGGCUUCUACCGUACCCCGGACCAGCCACUAGACUCACCCCACAUCUGUCGCCGCUGCAACUGUGAGUCAGACUUCACUGAUGGGACUUGUGAGGACCUGACUGGCCGCUGCUACUGCCAGCCCAACUUCACCGGGGAGCGUUGUGACAUGUGUGCCGAGGGCUUUGUGGGCUUCCCACACUGCUACCCUGUGCCCUCAUUCUCCCCCAAUGACACUGGGGAGCAGGUGCUGCCAGCCGGACAGAUCGUAAACUGUGACUGCAGUGCUGCCGGGACCCAGGGCAACGCCUGCCGGAAGGAUCCGCGGGUGGGACGCUGCGUGUGCAAACCCAACUUCCAUGGUGCCCACUGUGAGCUCUGUGCCCCAGGGUUCUAUGGACCCGGCUGCCAGCCCUGCCAGUGUUCCAGCCCCGGAGUGAUAGAUGGCCACUGUGACCCUGACACAGGCCAGUGCAAGUGCCGGCUGGGCUUCGAGGGAGCCUCAUGUGAUCGCUGUGCCCCUGGCUACUUCCAUUUCCCCCUCUGCCAGUUGUGUGGCUGCAGCCCUGUAGGGACAUUGGCCAGAGGCUGUGACGAGUCUGGCCACUGCCCAUGCCGGCCCGAGUUUGCUGGCCCUCACUGUGACCACUGCCAUCCAGGCUACCACGGUUAUCCUGACUGCCAUGCCUGCUCCUGUGACCCCCGGGGAGCCCUGGACCCCCUCUGCAGCGCAGGUGGUUUGUGCCACUGCCGCCCUGGCUAUGCAGGUGCCACCUGCCAGGAAUGCAGCCCCGGCUUCCACGGCUUUCCUGACUGUGUCUCCUGCCACUGCUCUGUGGAUGGUGCCCUGCACUCAGCCUGCGAUGCCCAGAGUGGGCAGUGCAGCUGCCGGCCCCGCGUGACUGGGCUGCGGUGUGAAAUGUGUGUCCCCGGUGCCUACAACUUUCCCUUCUGCGAAGUGGGCUCCUGCCACCCUGCUGGCCUGGCUUCAGCUGAUCCUGCCCGUCCUGAGACACAGCCUUCCUGCACGUGCCGGGCUCAUGUGGAAGGACCAAGUUGUGACCGCUGCAAACCUGGGUUCUGGGGGCUGAACCCUAGUAUCCCUGAGGGCUGUACCCGCUGCAGCUGCGACCCCAGGGGCACGCUGGGUGGAGUUGCUGAGUGCCAGCAGGGCAAUGGCCAGUGUUUCUGCAAGCCCCACGUGUGUGGGCGGACAUGUGCAGCAUGCAGGGAUGGCUUCUUCGGUCUGGACCGGGCUGACUACUUUGGCUGCCGCAGCUGCCAGUGCGACAUGGGCGGUGCACUGGGCCAGAGCUGUGAGCCGAGGACCGGUGCCUGCCGGUGCCGCCCCAACACCCAGGGCCCCACCUGCAGCGAGCCUGCAAGGGACCACUACCUCCCAGACCUGCACCACCUCCGGCUUGAGCUGGAAGAGGCGGCCACACCUGAGGGCCACGCCCUACGCUUUGGCUUCAACCCCCUGGAGUUUGAGAACUUUAGCUGGAGGGGCUACGCGCAGAUGACACCCAUCCAGCCCAGAAUCGUGGCCAGACUGAACCUGACCUCCCCUGACCUAUUCUGGCUCGUCUUCCGCUAUGUCAACCGAGGGCCCACGAGCGUGAGUGGGCGGGUCUCUGUGCGAGAGGAGGGCAACUUUGCCACCUGUGCCAACUGCACAGAGCAGAGCCAGCCUGUGGCCUUCCCACCCAGCACGGAGCCUGCCUUUGUCACUGUGCCCCAGAGAGGCUUUGGAGAGCCCUUUGUGCUGAACCCUGGCACCUGGGCCCUGCUUGUGGAGGCUGAAGGGGUGCUCCUGGAUUAUGUGGUUCUGCUGCCCAGCGCCUACUACGAGGCAGCCCUCCUGCAGCUGCGGGUGACAGAAGCCUGUACCUACCGCCCCUCCCCCCAGCGCUCUGGGGAAAACUGCCUCCUCUACACCCACCUCCCCCUGGAUGGCUUCCCUUCUGCCGCUGGGCCUGAUGCUCUGUGUCGCCAUGACAACAGCCUGCCACGGCCCUGCCCCACGGAGCAGCUCAGCCCCUCACACCCACCACUGGCCAUCUGCCUGGGCAGUGAUGUGGAUGUCCAGCUUCAGGUGGCAGUGCCGCGGCCAGGCCGCUAUGCCUUGGUGGUGGAGUAUGCCAAUGAAGAUGCCCGCCAGGAGCUGGGUGUGGCCGUGCAGACCCCACAGCAGGCCUCCCAGCAGGGGACACUCACCCUCCACCCCUGCUUAUACAGCACUCUGUGCCGGGGUGUGGCCCUGGACACCCAGGACCACCCAGCCGUGUUCUACCUUGACUCAGAGGCCAGUGUCCGGCUGACAGUUGAGCAGGCACACUUCUUCCUGCACGGUGUCACUCUGGUGCCUGUGGAGGAAUUCAGCCCAGAGUUGGUGGAACCGCGGGUCCGCUGCAUCAGUAACCAUGGCACCUUCAGCCCUAGCAGUGCCGCCUGUCUGCCCUCGCGCUUCCCGAAGCCACCACAGCCUGUCGUGCUCAGGGACUGCCAGGUGCUGCCGCUGCCACCUGGCCUCCCACUGAUCCACUCACAGGAGCUCACACCCGGUUCACCCCCUGCUAGCCCCCAGCCUCGACCCCCCACUGCCGUGGACCCCGACACAGAGCCCACCCUGCUGCGUCACCCCCAGGGCACCGUGGUCUUCACCACCCACGUGCCCACCCUGGGCCGCUACGCCUUCCUGCUACAUGGAUACCAGCCAGCCCAUCCCUCCUUUCCUAUGGAGGUCCUCAUCAAUGGGGGCAGAGUCUGGCAGGGCCAUGCCAAUGCCAGCUUCUGCCCACAUGGCUAUGGCUGUCGCAACCUGGUAGUGUGUGAGAACCAGGCCCUGCUGGAUGUGACAGACAGCGAGCUCACUGUGACUGUGCGUGUGCCCGAGGGCCGGUGGCUCUGGCUGGAUUAUGUGCUUGUGGUGCCUGAGGACGCCUACAGCUCCAGCUACCUCCGGGAGGAGCCCCUGGACAAAUCCUAUGACUUCAUCAGCCACUGUGCUGCCCAGGGUUACCACAUCAGCCCCAGCAGCUCAUCUCUAUUCUGCCGAAACGCUGCCGCCUCUCUGUCCCUCUUCUAUAACAAUGGGGCCCGGCCUUGUGGCUGCCAUGAAGCAGGUGCCACAGGCCCUACGUGUGAGCCCUUUGGGGGCCAGUGUCCCUGCCGUGCCCAUGUCAUCGGCCGCGACUGCUCCCGCUGUGCCACUGGCUACUGGGGCUUCCCCAACUGCAGGCCCUGCGACUGUGGCGCCCGCCUAUGUGAGGAGCUCACGGGCCGGUGCAUCUGCCCACCCCGCACCAUCCCACCUGACUGCCUGCUGUGCCAGCCACAGACCUUUGGCUGCCACCCCUUGGUAGGCUGCGAGGAGUGUAACUGCUCAAGACCUGGUGUCCAAGAGCUCACAGACCCUGCCUGCGACAGGGACAGCGGCCAAUGCAGGUGCAGACCUAAUGUGGCCGGGCGCCGCUGUGACAUCUGUGCUCCAGGCUUCUAUGGCUUUCCCAGCUGUCAGCCCUGUGACUGCCAUGAGGCAGGCACUGCUCCUGGCACGUGUGACCCUGUUACAGGCCAAUGCCGUUGCAAGGAGAACGUGCAGGGUCUAAGGUGUGACCAGUGCCGCCUCGGGACCUUCUCCCUUGAUGCCAUCAACCCCAAAGGCUGCACCCGCUGCUUCUGCUUCGGGGCCACCGAGCGCUGCAGAAGCUCUGUCUACACUCGCCGAGAGUUCAUGGACAUGGAGGGUUGGGUGCUGCUGAGCAGUGACCGGCAGGUGGUGCCUCAUGAGCGGAGGCCAGAGGCAGAGCUGCUCCAUGUGGACCUGCGGCACGUGCCCGAGGAUUUCCCCGAGCUAUACUGGCAUGCCCCGCCCUCCUACCUGGGGGACCGCGUGUCAUCCUAUGGUGGGACCCUCCGCUAUGAGCUGCACUCAGAGACCCAACGGGGAGAUGUCUUCAUCCCUACAGAGAGCAGGCCGGACGUGGUGCUACAGGGCAACCAGAUGAGCAUCAUGUUCCUGGAGCCAGUGUACCCUGCGCCCGGCCAUGUUCACCAUGGGCAGCUGCAGCUGGUGGAGGGGAACUUUCGGCACUCGGAGACCCACAACGCCGUGUCCCGGGAGGAGCUCAUGAUGGUACUGGCCGGCCUGGAGCAGCUGCAGAUCCGCGCCCUCUUCUCACAGAUCUCCUCAGCCAUCUCCCUGCGCAGGGUGGCACUGGAGGUGGCUGGCGAGCUGGGUGGGGGGCCUCCAGCCAGCAACGUGGAGCUGUGCAUGUGCCCUGCCAACUACCGUGGGGACUCAUGCCAGGAAUGUGCCCCUGGCUAUUACCGGGACAUCAAAGGUCUCUUUCUGGGCCGAUGCGUCCCCUGUCAGUGCCAUGGCCACUCGGACAGUUGCCUGCCUGGCUCCGGCAUCUGCGUGGGCUGCCAGCACAACACGGAGGGGGACCACUGCGAGCGCUGCCAGGCCGGCUUCGUGAGCAGCAGGCCCGAGGACCCCACAGCACCCUGCAUCAGCUGCCCUUGCCCCCUUGCAGUGCCCUCCAACAACUUCGCCGAGGGCUGCAUCCUGCGAGGUGGCCACACUCAGUGCCUCUGCAAACCCGGUUAUGCUGGGGCCUCCUGUGAGCGGUGCGCGCCAGGCUUCUUUGGGAACCCUCUGGUGCUGGGCAGCUCCUGCCAGCCUUGUGACUGCAGUGGCAAUGGUGACCCUAACUUGCUCUUCAGCGACUGUGACCCCCUGACAGGCGCCUGCCGUGGCUGCCUGCGCCACACCACUGGGCCCCGCUGUGAGAGCUGUGCCCCCGGCUUCUAUGGCAACGCCCUGCUGCCUGGCAACUGCACCCGGUGCGACUGUGCUCCAUGUGGGACAGAGGCGUGUGACCCCCACACUGGGCGCUGUCUCUGCAAGCCAGGUGUGGCUGGGCUGCGCUGUGACCACUGUCAGGAUGGACACUUUGGCUUCGACAGCUGUGAGGGCUGCCACCCUUGCACCUGUGGACCAGCCGCUGAGGGUCCUGAGUGCCACCCCCAAAGCGGGCAGUGUCGCUGCAGACCAGGGACUGGGGGACCCCAGUGCCGUGAGUGUGCCCCAGGCUACUGGGGGCUCCCUGAGCAGGGCUGCAGACGCUGCCAGUGCCCGGGGGGCCGCUGUGACCCCCAUACAGGUCAUUGUACCUGCCCGCCUGGCCUCAGUGGGGAACGCUGUGACACCUGUAGCCAGCAACACCAGGUGCCUGUGCCAGGCCAGCCUGGGGGCCGUGGUGUCCACUGCGAAGUGUGUGACCACUGUGUGGUCCUGCUCCUGGACGAUCUGGAACGGGCCAGCGCCCUUCUUCCUGCCAUUCGCGAACAGCUGCGGGGCAUCAACGCCAGUUCUGCGGCCUGGGCCCGCCUGCACAGGCUGAACGCCUCCAUUGCAGACCUGCAGAGCCAGCUCCGGAGCCCUCCGGGUCCCCGCGCCCAGACUGUACAGCAGCUGAAGACAGUGGAGCAGCAGAGUGCAAGCCUCGGGCAGGAUGCAGAGCAGCUGGGCAGCCAGGCCAUAGGGGCCCGAGAACAGGCGAGCCGGCUGCUGGAAGACACGGAGGCCACACUGGGUCGGGCGCAGACACUGAAGACGGCCAUCCAGGCUAUAGGCCGCGCUGUGAGCGGGCUCGUGUCCCAGAUGGGCCACCUGUGGCCGGCCAAUGCAUCGGCCCCUUCAGGCGAGCAGCUGCACCACAUCCUGGCCAAAGUGGAGCAGCUGCUCAGGGAGAUGCAGACCCAUGACCUGGGGUCCCCAUUGGCAGCAGCGGAGGCUGAGCUGGCCAAGGCCCAGAGAUUGCUGGCUCAUGUGCAGGAGCAGCUGACCAGCCGCUGGGAGGAGAACCAGGCUCUGGCCAGACAAGCCCAUGACCAGCUGGCCCAACACGAGGCCGGCCUCAUGGACCUACGUGAGGCGCUGAACAGGGCAGUGGGUGCCACACGGGAGGCUGAGGAACUUAAUAGCCGCAACCAGGAGCUCCUGGAGGAAGCCCUGCAACGGAAGCAGGACCUGUCCCGCGACAACGCCACCCUGAAGGCCACUCUGCAGGCUGCCAGCAACAUCCUGACCCAUGCCUCUGAGCUGCUUCUAGGCAUGGACCAAGCCAAGGAGGAGUCUGAGCGCCUCGCUGCCAACUUGGAUGGGGCCCGGACGCCAUUGCUGCAGAGGCUGCAGGCCUUCUCCCCAGCCGACAGCAAGGUGCGCUUGGUGGAGGACGCAGAGGCCCAUGCACAGCAACUUGACCAGCUGGCACUCAACCUGUCCAGCAUCAUCCUCAGUGUCAACCAGGACCGCUUCAUCCAGAGGGCUAUCGAGGCUGCCAACGCCUACAGCAGCAUCCUCCAGGCUGUGCGGGCUGCUGAGGGUGCCGCCGGCCAGGCCCUGGAGCAGGCAGGCCACACAUGGGCGUCGGUGGUGCAGCGGGGCCUGGCAGCCCGAGCCCGCCAGGGGCUGGCCAACAGCAGCUUAAUAGAGGAGGCCGCCCACGGGGAGGAGCUGAAGUUGAGCCGUGCAUGGGCCGCCCUUCAGGGCGCUGGGACCCAUCUCCGUGAUGUCCGGGCCAAGAAGGACCAGCUGGUGGCCCAAAUCCAGGAGGCGCAGGCCAUGCUAGCCAUGGACACAGAUGAGACAAGCAAGAAGAUCGCCCAUGCCAAGGCUGUAGCCAUCGAAGCCCAGGACACAGCUGCCCGCGUGCAGUCCCAGCUGCGGGACAUGCAGGAGAACCUGGAGCGCUGGCAGGGCCAAUACCAGGGCCUGCGGGGACAGGAUCUGGGCCAGGCAGUGCUGGAUGCAGGCCGCUCAGUGUCCACCCUUGAGAAGACGCUGCCACAGCUGCUAGGCAAGCUGAACCUGCUAGAGAACCGCGGGGCCCCCAAUGCCAGCCUGGCACUGUCUGCCAGCAUUGGCCGUGUGCGGGAGCUCAUUGCCCAGGCCCGGGGAGCCGCCAGCAAGGUCAAGGUGCCCAUGAAGUUCAACGGGCACUCGGGGGUGCAACUGCGUGCCCCACGGGACCUUGCUGACCUCGCUGCCUACACAGCCCUCAAGUUCUAUCUGCAGAGCCCAGAGCCAGCACCUGGGCAGGAUGCCGGGGACCACUUUGUGUUGUACAUGGGCAGCCGCCAGGCCACAGGGGACUACCUGGGCGUGUCUCUGCGUGACCAGAAGGUGCACUGGGUGUACCGGCUGGGGGAGGCCGGCCUCGCAGCUCUCAGCGUGGACGAGAGCAUCGGGGAGCAGUUUGCCGCCGUCAGCCUUGACAGGACCCUCCAGUUUGGUCACAUGUCUGUCACAGUGGAGAGGCAGAUGGCCCAUGAAACCAAGGGUGACACAGUGGCACCUGGGGCAGAGGGGCUGCUCAGCUUGCAGCCCGAGGACUUUGUCUUCUAUGUCGGGGGCUACCCCAGCAACUUCACGCCCCCCGCACCCCUGCAUUUCCCUGGCUACCGGGGCUGCAUUGAGAUGGACACACUGAAUGAAGAGGUGGUCAGUCUCUACAACUUUGAGCAGACCUUCCAGCUGGACACAGCCGUGGAUAAGCCUUGUGCCCGCUCCAAAUCAACUGGGGACCCCUGGCUCACGGAUGGCUCCUACUUGGAUGGCUCUGGAUUUGCCCGCAUCAGCUUCGACCCUCACAUCAGCAGCACCAAGCGCUUCGAGCAGGAGCUGCGGCUUGUGUCCUACAAUGGGAUCAUCUUCUUCCUGAAGCACCAGAGCCAGUUCCUGUGCCUAGUGGUACGAGAAGGCGGCCUCGUGCUCCUCUACAAUUUUGGUACUGGUCUGAAGGAGGCCAUCCCACUGCAGCCCCCACCACCCCUGACGGCGGCCAGCAAGGCGAUCCAGGUGUUCCUGCUGGGGGGUGCCCGGAAGCGUGUGCUGGUGCGCGUGGAGCGUGCUACGGUGUUCAGCGUGGAGCAGGACAACACCCUGGAGCUGGCUGACACGUAUUACCUGGGGGGUGCACCACCUGACCAGCUGCCCCCAAGCCUGCAGCAGCUCUUCCCCUCUGGAGGCUCUGUCCGUGGCUGUGUCAAGGGGAUCAAGGCUUUGGGCAAGUACGUGGACCUCAAGAGGCUGAACACGACAGGUGUGAGCUCUGGCUGCACAGCUGACCUGCUGGUGGGACGCACCAUGACUUUCCACGGCCAUGGCUUUCUGCCUCUGGCACUCCCUGAGGUGCCACCUCUCUCUGGAGACGUAUACUCUGGCUUUGGCUUCCGCAGUGUCCAGGAUAGCGGUCUGCUCUACUACCGGGCAUCACCGGACGGACUGUGCCAGGUGUCCCUGCAGCAAGGCCACGUGACACUCCGGUUCCUGAGAACUGAGGUGAAAACCCGAGGGGGCUUUGCUGACGGUGUGCCCCAUUAUGUCGCCUUCUACAGCAAUGCCACAGGGGUCUGGCUGUAUGUGGACGACCAGCUGCAACAGAUGAAGGCACACCGAGGGCUGCCCCCUGGGCUCCAGCCACAGCCUGAGGGGCCCCCACGGCUCCUCCUGGGAGGCCUGCCUGAGUCUGGCUCCUUCCACAACUUCAGUGGCUGCAUCAGCAACGUCUUUGUGCAGCGGCUCCUGGGGCCACAGCGUGUUUUCGACCUACAGCAGAACGUGGGCGGCACCAACGUGAGCACGGGCUGUGUCCCUGCCCCGCACCCUCCGACCCGGGCUCUGAGGCCACAAGGACUGCAAGCCCCUGCUGGGAAGGCCUCCCGCCGCAGCCGCCAGCCCACCCAGGACCCCACCUGCACGCCACCCCUGCACCCACAGACCCUCUCAGACUCAUACCAGUUUGGAGGCCCCCUGUCCAGUCACCUGGAAUUUGCAGGCAUCCUGGCCCCCCACAGGGACUGGCCCCGCCUCUCCAUGCGUGUCCGCCCGCAAGCCCCCCAAGGCCUCCUGCUGUUCGCCGCCCCACGGUCACCCAGCAGUCCCUCCCUGGCACUCUUCCUGAGCCACGGACGCUUUGUCGCUCAGACGGGAGGCCCUGGGCCCCAGCUCCGUGUCCAGAGCCGUCAGCGUUUACGGACUGGCCAUUGGCACAGGGUGUCCUUGCACUGGGAGAAGAGUCGGAUCCAGCUGAGGACAGAUGGCAGCCGGGCCUGGAGCCAGGAGGGGCCCCGACAGCAGCACCAGGGGCACCUCCAGCCCCACACCCUUUUUGUGGGGGGCCUCCCAGCCAGCAGCCACUUCAAGCCCCCUGUGUCCGUCAGGUUCAGUGGCUGUGUGAAGAGACUAAGACUGGAUGGGAGGCCCUUGGGGGCCCCCACUCAGAUGGCGGGGGUUGUGCCCUGUGUCUCAGGUCCCCUGGAGGAAGGCCUGUUCUUCCCAGGCACUGGGGGCGUCAUCACUCUAGAUGCCCCAGGGGCCACACUGCCAGACUUGAGCCUGGAGCUGGAGGUGCGGCCCCAGACAGUAGCUGGCCUGAUCUUCCACCUGGGCCGGGUCCAGGGCCCCCCCUCCCUGCAGCUGCAGGUGUCCCAUAAGCAGGUUCAGCUGUGGGCAGACGACGGGGCAGGAGAGUUCUCCACAUGGGUGGUGAGCCCCACUUUGCUAUGUGACGGACGUUGGCAUCGACUAGCUGUGAUCAAAGGCGGGAACAUGCUCUGGCUGGAGGUGGAUGGGCAGAGCAACAACACCGUGGGGCCAUCCCUGGCAGCCUCGACCCAUAUGGCAGCCCCUCUGCACCUUGGGGGCCUGCCUGAGCCCAUGGCCAAGCAGCCUAGGCCCCCCGCCUACAGGGGCUGCAUGCGGAAGCUGGUGGUGAACCAGACCCCCAUCACGGUGGCUCACUCUGCAGGGGUCCAGGGGGCAGUGGGAGCUAGUGGCUGCCCUGCCAUGUAGGGUGCUGCCCCCUGGGAUCCCAGCCCUUCACACUCCCCCUGGUGACAAGCUGCCUCUCACAAGUGCCUCAUAGAUAACAUUUGUGUGUAUUUAUCUGGACUCUAGGUUCUUUGGGUGAUAAAUCUUAUUUCUAGAAAUGGUUUAAGUUAUAUUUUUUAAACAAAAGGGUAAAAUCGUAAAAUGGGGUUUUUAUACUUUCUCUCCCUUUCACCUUUUAAAGAUGGUCUUAAGAUUUAUAAAUCACU
Messenger RNA from Otolemur garnettii (small-eared galago), 11369 nucleotides. RefSeq names its product laminin subunit alpha 5 (gene LAMA5). Gene Ontology annotation, biological process: cell adhesion; regulation of embryonic development; axon guidance. Gene Ontology annotation, molecular function: signaling receptor binding. The coding region runs from base 43 to 11124 and encodes 3693 amino acids. The transcript has 80 exons. The record is from RefSeq and is a predicted model, not a curated record. Gene Ontology annotation, cellular component: basement membrane. NCBI's taxonomy places the organism in Eukaryota, Metazoa, Chordata, Mammalia, Primates, Galagidae.